AAUUUAAUAAAUAAAGUCGGGGAGUCGGGUAAAAUAUUUUUUACUCUGGCAACAACUGGUCAUACAUCUCUAACAAUUCGCUGCUAACUUCAUUCUGGACUUUUGCAACCCUCAGAAUGUCAAAAGUAAAUAAAAAGAAUAUUUUGUGAAAUAAAUAAAUUAUAUUGUUGUAAUCGCACUUUUUGCUAAAAUUUACUGACCUGCACUUAUUGUGUUAUUGUUAACUAUCUUCCACAACAUUAGAAUAAUUUAAUAGUGUCUUUUACGAGUCUUAUUGGAAAAUAUCGCGAAUGAGAUCAUUUUACUGUGUAAAAUGAACAUUUUAUGUUUAGGCAAAGAUAUUAAUAUCCUACUGCAGUUCCAACUACAAGACUUUCUACUGAAAUAUCAUUGCGUGUUCAUUUAAUAUUUAGUGUUCUCAUAAAACGUGCGAAUAGUCUGUCUCUGGGCGUAACCACUGCUCAGGCGGGUUUGAAGGCUGUGUUAAAAUGAUAUUUUAUAAUAUUUUCUGAAACGUAGCGUACUGUGUUUGUGUGAAAAAUGGCUGAGGACGAAGUGCUUUUCGACGAUGUGUACGAAUUGUGUGAGAUUAUUGGCAAGGGACCCUUCAGUCUUGUGCGUCGCUGUGUACACAGACAGACAGGCCAACAGUUUGCCGUCAAGAUUGUGGAUGUGGCCCGUUUCACUGCCAGCCCUGGACUUAGUACCGCAGAUUUGAAACGAGAAGCUACAAUAUGCCAUAUGUUGAAGCAUCCCCAUAUUGUGGAGUUGUUGGAGACAUACAGCUCGGAGGGAAUGUUAUACAUGGUGUUCGAAUACAUGGAUGGUUCUGAUCUCUGCUUCGAAGUUGUUCGAAGAGCGACCGCUGGUUUCGUCUACAGUGAGGCUGUGGCAUGCCACUACAUGCGGCAGAUCCUGGAGGCGCUGCGCUACUGCCACGAGAACGACAUCGUGCACCGCGACGUGCGGCCGCACUGCGUGCUGCUGGCGGGCCGCGACAACUGCGCGCCCGUCAAGCUCGGCGGCUUCGGCGUCGCCGCGCAGCUGCCCACGCCCACCGCGCACAGGGCGCCGCCCGAACUGGUGAUGGACACUCGCCCGCUAAUGGGUCCGAUGGGCCAAGCCUAUCUGAAAUCAGACGAGUACGGUCGCAUCGGAACUCCACAUUACAUGGCUCCGGAGGUCGUGUCGAGCCAGUUGUACGGGAAGCCGGUCGAUGUAUGGGCGGCUGGGAUACUAUUGCAUGUCCUACUGGUGGGGUAUCUACCCUUUACUGGCACGAGGGAGAGAUUGUUUGAAGCUAUCUGUCGGGGACGGUUGAGGUUCGAUGCUCCUCUUUGGGAUGACGUCAGCGAUGCCGCGAAGGAUCUCGUCCAGAGAAUGCUAACUGUAGACCACACUCAAAGAAUCAAUAUACAAGAAGUUCUCAAUCAUCGAUGGAUAAGGGACCGCGAGAAACAGAACCGCAUUCACUUAGCGGGUACUGUAGAAGAACUCAAGAAGUUCAACAGUCGCCGCCGACUCCGCGCCGCUACGUUAGCCGCUGCCGCCGCCGAUGAUGAGGAAGAUGAAGAACAACCUGCUAGACGGGCCGUGUUGCUAGAAGAGGCUAAUGCCGCUGCUGUGAAUUUGAUUGUGGAGUCCUUGGACGAUGUAUCGGUUCUGCAAGACGGGCCGACUGUUAUGGAUCCUGAUCUGUUCCACAGCGUGCUUGAUGACCUACAGUUGAGAGCUCUUUUAGAGAUAUACGACCGCAUCGCGUGCACAGUAGUAGUGACGAGCGGGCGCGCGCCGGCCGCGGAGGGCCGCGCGCGCGGGCGCCAGGCGCUGGAGGCGGCGGCGCGCCUGCGCAUGGGGCCGCCGCCCGGCGCCGCGCCCGCGCCCGCGCCCGCCGCGCCCGCCGCCGUGCACGAGCUGCGCCGCCUGCUGGCGCUGCCGCAUAUCAAGGAUGCGCGACUGGCGGUUGUCCGCUCAGCGGAGACGCUAGCGGGAGAGGUUACGGCGAUCGGAAAGGGUGUCGGGCCGCGAGCGCGACGACUGGUGCCCGCACGAGGCGCGCCGGCAUGCGCUGACGUGUGCACGGCGCUGCGCGUGCUGCGGCGCGGCGCGAUGCCCCCCUGGGCCUGA
Trichoplusia ni (cabbage looper) is the source of this 2127-nucleotide messenger RNA. Its product is annotated as peripheral plasma membrane protein CASK-like. Bases 541 to 2127 code for a protein of 528 amino acids. NCBI's taxonomy places the organism in Eukaryota, Metazoa, Arthropoda, Insecta, Lepidoptera, Noctuidae. Gene Ontology annotation, molecular function: ATP binding; calmodulin binding; calcium/calmodulin-dependent protein kinase activity. Gene Ontology annotation, cellular component: cytoplasm; neuron projection. The transcript has 12 exons. The record is from RefSeq and is a predicted model, not a curated record. Gene Ontology annotation, biological process: protein phosphorylation.